Daldinia childiae is the source of this 1656-nucleotide messenger RNA. RefSeq lists its product as uncharacterized. Gene Ontology annotation, biological process: transmembrane transport. Lineage: Eukaryota; Fungi; Ascomycota; Sordariomycetes; Xylariales; Hypoxylaceae. The transcript has 5 exons. The record is from RefSeq and is a predicted model, not a curated record. Bases 1 to 1656 code for a protein of 551 amino acids. Gene Ontology annotation, molecular function: transmembrane transporter activity.
AUGUCGCAAUCCGACCAACUUAUUGCACAACGUCGUAAGAAAAAUGAAGACUUCGAACGUCGGCAUGGGGUACCAUACCGCUGGGCCUCUUGUAGAUUUUUGCCUCGACCGAUAUCGCCUCGUUCUGACGGCAUUAUCGACAGCCCAACUGCUAAACUCAGGCCGGGCAAUACCUACGAUCCACCCGAGCUGAUCAGCAAAAUGAGCAGCUCUUCCAUCGCAGACGCGCCGACGGGCGGUCCCGCGGUCAAGCAGAGGCGCACGUGGUACCACACAACGCUCUUCAAUGCCUUCGUCAUCGGCGGCGUCGGCUUCAUCGCCCCAGGACUAUGGAACGCGAUGAACAACCUAGGCGCUGGCGGCGCGCAAGAGCCGUACUUGGUCAACGCGGCCAACUCGCUCGUCUUCGCCAUCAUGGGAUUUAUGUGCUUGUUCGGCGCGCCCCUCGCCAACCGCAUUGGUCUACGAUGGACGCUUUUCCUAGGUGCUAUUGGGUACCCUGUUUAUUCGGCUGGCUUGUAUGCGAACAACCGUUACGGCAAUACCUGGCUAGUAUUAGUCGGCGCCGUAGCGUGCGGCUUGAGCGCCGGUGCUUUUUGGUGCUCGGAAGCAGCUAUCGCGGUAGGCUAUCCCGAACCCGGAAAAAGAGGUCGCUAUCUGAAUAUAUGGCUGUGGUUCCGCACGGGCGGACCCUUGGUCGGCGGCGCCAUCGUGCUCGCGCUGAACCAUGACGAGGGCACUAAGGCUAAGGGCAAGGUGGGAUACCAAGUUUACCUGAUAUUCAUCGCGCUGCAAUGCGUUGCGGCUCCUCUCGCGCUCGCGCUAUCGCCACCGGAGAAAGUGCAGCGUGCAGAUGGAUCAAAAGUUAUCAUCAAGAGCGAAGGCUCUUUCGCAGGGGAGUUUCGUGCGCUAUGGGCGGCAUGCAAGCGCAAGGACAUCUUACUCCUGCUACCGGUUUUCUGGGCGGCCUACUUCAACCAAUACAGCAGCAACUUUCAGUCGUACUACUUCGGCGUGCGAGCGCGCGCCUUGAUCGGCUUUGUGAAUAACUUCGGCGCCUUGCUGUCGUCGCAAAUUAUGAGCACGCUGCUAGAUUACAAGGGUCUUCCGGUCAAGAAGCGCAUAGUGAUCGGGUUUUUUUACGUCGUAGUGGUGCACAUAGUGGCCUGGGUAUACGGCUGGGUAAUUCAAAUUCGGUAUAAUAGUAACCCGCCCGCCUACGACUGGGAGGACAAGGGGUUCGUCGAGGGCUUCUUCGUGCUGGUCCUUUGGGACUUUUCGCGACAGGCACUUCAGAAUUGGCUUUAUUACCUCGUCGCUAGUAUGACUGACAAUAUCUCGGAGCUGACGCGGUUCUCGGGCAUUCUAAGAGGGCAGGAGAGCUUUGCUCAGGCCAUUAGUUUUGGAAUAAACACUCAAAAAUUCAAGGUUGCUGGGCGUGUGCCUCUAGCCGUAAACACCAUCCUGCUUGGCUUGUCAGUACUCCCCACGUGGCUUGUUGUCCGUAACCACGUUCCAGUCGAGCAAGAUUCCAAGCACGCCUCCGACAACGAAAGCCACGCUGAAGAAGGCCUGGCGGGUCAAAUUCUGGAUUCUAGCGAAAAGCAGAAGUUUGCUGUUGGGAAGACGAGCAUUGGGGGAGAUGCUGCAAUCUGA